Messenger RNA from Cotesia glomerata, 1638 nucleotides. RefSeq names its product odorant receptor 13a-like. The transcript has 6 exons. Gene Ontology annotation, molecular function: odorant binding; olfactory receptor activity. The coding region runs from base 178 to 1482 and encodes 434 amino acids. Gene Ontology annotation, biological process: sensory perception of smell; detection of chemical stimulus involved in sensory perception of smell. NCBI's taxonomy places the organism in Eukaryota, Metazoa, Arthropoda, Insecta, Hymenoptera, Braconidae. The record is from RefSeq and is a predicted model, not a curated record. Gene Ontology annotation, cellular component: plasma membrane.
UGCUGAUACAUUAUUCACGGAAAAAACUAUUGCAUAUUAAAUUUAGCAAAAUUGAUACAAAAAAACGAAGUAGAAGGAUAUAAUUUUCUUCUAUACUUUUAAUUGAAGAUAAUAUCACAUUGUUUCUGUAAUGUUCUGAGAAAUAACAAAAUAUUAUCGCGUGCGAAGAUAAAAAAUAUGAAGAAGACUCCGAUAAUAACACACCGUGCAACCCUCGACUAUACAUUGUAUCUUGCGAAACUUCUCGGGUUGUUCGAAAUCGACAAAGAGCCGCUUAGUAAGUACGUGGUGGUUACUUUGUUCAGAAUAUUCAAUUGGAUUGUAGUUAUGCUUAUUGUCGUGGCUAAUGCUGCCGAUUUUUGCAUAAACAUUGACAACUUUCAUGAAGUGUCUUAUAAUUUGGGUUACAUAUUUCCGUUUGUGAUGACGGAAUUGAAGUCAGUGGUGAUUUAUCUUCAGCAAAAUAAAAUUCGACGGCUUAUUAAUGAUAUUCACGGGCCUAUUUCAUUGUUAAAGUAUUCUUCAGAUUUAGGGGUCCUUACAAUUAUCAGAACUGCAAUAGUGUUCCAAAACUUCGACUACACUAUAUUUGUCCUCGCAUCGAUCUCCGUACUAGGCCUAGGUGUCCUUCCAAUAAAAUUAUUCCUAAACACCCGUGAAUUCCCAGUCCGGGGAUCAUUUCCAUUCAACGAAACCCAGAGCCCAAUAUUCGAAAUAAUUUUGGGCAGUCAAUGCUACGGAUUAGUCAUCGCCUGUAUGUGGAUCCUCGUCUUCGACACAUCGCUUCUAGGAUUUAUCCGAUGGAUCAACGUGCAAUUGAUUAUCCUCCAAGCGAAUUUCCGUCAUUGCAAUGACAUCACCACAUCUCGCGCCAGUCUUUCAGUAUCUCAGCAAAACUACAACAUCAUCCAGGCUUACCAAUUCUUAAAAGUCCCCGAGGAGCAAGAGGAAAUCCUGUCCUUUGUGCCGUUUACUCUCGAAGAAGUUAACCUUCCAGCUGAUUCAUUUCUUCUGAGAUUCCGAGCUUGUGUCAUCAAUCAUCGACGGCUCAUCGACAAUCUCAACGACUGCAAUAGCUUGUUCACCGUUGUGUUGUUUGGACAGAUAUUUUCAAGUUGUAUUCUUAUCUGCGUUGGACUUUUCGUCCUUGUUGUGUCACUACACGAAAACAGAAACAUCUUCAAAGAUAUUGUUAUGUUGGGAUGCGGAUUGGUCCAUUUAUUUUACUGGUGCAUCUACGGCGAUCAACUGAUGAUUGAGAACGACAAAUUAUGGAUCAGUAUUUACGAAUGUGGCUGGGAAAAUCAUUUAUCUAGAAAAUCUAAACGACUUAUAUUGAACGGUUUAACACAAGGAUUGACUCCUAUGAAAAUGACCGCUGGAGCCUUUUUUGUCUUUUCUAUGCAAACAUACUUAUCGGUUAUAAAAACUUCGUACUCCUAUUUCGCACUUCUCACCAAUACGGCGUCUAAUGACCCCUGAGUUUACAAUAUCAGUUCUCCACCUGCUGGCCAGAUGGCGUAAGUAGGCAAUUCUCUACAGCUGAUUGUAACUUAUUAUUUCUUCUAUACUUAGUAAAAUAUUUUUCUAUAAUGUACAAAAUUUGUUGGAUCAGUAAUAAAAGUUUAUCUAAUACAU